CACCUCAUUAUGUCUAAAUUUGUAAUUGUAAAUAAGCUGAAAAUGUAAUUUGUUGUUGGUACAACAAAGUUGCAAAAAACCGGGUUUCCCAGAAUACACAGCAGGGGCAAGUCCUCAUGCUUCUUUCCCUGCUUUACAACAACUCAGACGGAGAGAAGACAUAUUUCAAAGGAAGACCCUCAACCAAGCUUAUGAAAGUAAGUAUUUUGCUUGCAAAUCAACAGGCAUUGUAUUAAAUAAUAGCGAGUGACUUGACGAUAAGCGUUUGCUGCUUUGCCAAAUGUGCUAGAGGAAAUAGGCUACUUGGUUACUUGGCUACUAGCUAAAUGCUAGCUAAACUAGCUAAGUUACCGGCCUGCUCCCUCAACUUUUGCGUCUCAUUCACGUUUUUUACUCGCGCGUGUAACCUAGCACAAACGUUUGUAUUUUAAUGUAUGCAGCUGUCGGCACCGUAGAAUAAAUAUAUACACUCUAUAUACAGUUUAUAUGUAUACACUCUAUUGUCGGCACCGACUUCAGCGUGCACGCGCUUCGGCAGCGUCUCGCGCGCGUGAACGCCAUUAAAAGCACUUUAUUUACUCUUUUCGGCAAUGUUUAGGUAAAACAUCUGGUUGAUGCUCAAUACUGGAUUUGGGUUAACUGCAUGUAAUAAAUUCGCUCCAUGUCUCUUACUCUCUCUCCUAUUAUGUCAGCACGCAGCUGAGCAAACAUGCAGUAGCACAUUUGGCACAUCCCCUUUUGAAAUAUAACAUUUGAGUAGUAUUACACUGUACCAGUUUAUUUAAACCACUGAUAAAUAAGCAGUGUAGGCAUCAGGUCAUUUCCUUACAAAUACUCUGACAAAGUCAACAAACCUAAAAUUAUUCCUAAAGCUGCUUUUUCGAAAGGUUCUAUUGGGGGAAAUGCACAUGAAAAUUGGGCAUUGUUGCGGCUGCUUCCUCUCAUGAUUGGUGGCUUUGUUCCAGUGGGUGAACCAUCAUGGGAAAUUCUGAUGGAUCUGAAGGAGAUAGUUGAAAUUGUUGUAUCUGAUAAAUUCACAGAGGAGGCAUUAUGUUACCUAGCAUGUAAGCUGUCAGAUCAUCGCUCAUUGCUUAAAGCAACAUUUCCUAACUUUGUUUUGAAACCAAAACAUCAUAUUAUUGAGCAUUACCCAGAACUCAUACGCUGUUUCGGGCCAUUAGUGGACCUAUGGACAAUGAGGUUUGAAUCUAAACAGAGUCUGUUCAAAAAAGUCGCCCGUGAUAUGCGUAAUACAAAGAAUCUGCUGCUCUCCUUAGCAACAAAACAUCAGCAGUCGAUGGCCUACCAUAUGGAUGGGCAGAGUCUGUUUAAAUCUGAUCUUAACAUUGAGAAGGUUAAAGCUGCUCAGGUGUCAUCUUUGGAUUCUCCUCACAGAAAUGCUAUUUUGACAAAGUUUCCACACGCUGACACAGUCGCCAUCUCCUGUAAAGUACAGCUGUUUGGAACAGAAUAUGCUCAAAACAUGAUUAUCAUGGCAGGACAUAGCUUUGGACAGCCAGAAUUUUUCAGGAUAUUGAGCGUUGUAGUCUAUUCUGGUAAAGUGUCCUUCUUGUCAAAAAGACUUACUGCCUGGUACUUGGAGCAUUAUAGGUCAUUUGAAGUUGAAGACAGUGACUAUGCUGAAGUUAUUGUUCUUGAUGCUGAGGAUUUAAAUCAUUAUUAUCCUUUGACAGCUUAUUCGGUUAGAGGAAAGCUUUGGGUGACACUGAGGGCUUGUUUGUAUUAAAGACAGAAAAUGGCACUGUUUCGUGUUGUGAUCUCAAAAGAUGAGGCACGGUGAGUUCAGCUGUCUCAUGUUCCAGAGACAGUGGAUGCCCUCAUUGAUGCUAUCAAAGAAAAAUUACAACUUCAGGGAGACUUUGUGUUACAGUUUGAGGACCCUGAAUUCCAAAAUGCACUCUGCAAUUUGUCAGAGAUUUCAGAGCUCCCCCCUGGCCGUGCGAUCCUACACAUCAAGUAGACAAAAGUAUCUCAAUCUGGAGAAUAUGACAGCCAGUCUCUUGGCUCCAUAUCUUCUGUGGACACUGUGAGCAUGAACUCUUCAGGAAACCAGACAAACAGCCUUUCUCCUUUAUCAAGGUAUUGGCGCAGCAUCUCAGAGUGGCCUGAUCCAUUUCCUAUUCCCACCCUGUCUCUUGAUGUAGAACUGAAAUUAAGAAAGGGCAACGAGUCAUAUGAAAGCAACAAAAUAGGCAUUGAUGUAUCAAGAGACAUGAAGAUUGAAAUUCUGGACAAAAUUGCCCAAGCAGCUUUUGACAUCAAGGCCUAUCCAGAUCACGAUGAACUCGAAUCCAUUGCUUUAGCUCUGAUAGCCAAGUACCCUUGCCUCAAAGAGCCUGGUAGAGGCAAAGGCUAUGAAGGAUGGCUGGUUAGCAUUCGGAACAAGCUCAAUAAUUACAGAGCAAAGUUGCGAGAGGCAGGUUGCAGUGAAGUGUCAGUUAACAAAAAACGAAAAGCAGAUGGGGAUGUAACUAAAUACACCCUUAAAAGAGCUAAACGUGGAGAAGUGAACCAUGUUCCUGAACAUCCAGAACAACAUGAUGAUGCCUCACUUGAAGAGCAAAGACUUCUCUUGGUGGAAGCCUCCAAGAAGGCGCGAUUUGAUCAUUCAUUUAUUAGGGAGAAGAUGGACUUAACUUUCUCUCUAAGGAGAAGAGAGAUAGUAGAAGAACAACCCAUGGUGAUGGAAAUCCAGACGAGAUGGCCAGCUUUGUUCUUUAAAGAACAGAUCUGUGAGGAGUUUUUCCGCAUAACAAACAAGGAACUGCUGGGAAUAUUCAGAGCUGCAGUGGACGAGUACACACCGAAACUCCUCCGGCUGUACCGCGCCCGAAAAGGAGCUUUUGGGAAGGACAUGGAAAAUCUCUUGGAGAAACUUGAUGAUGAGACCUCCAACAUUGUCAGACAUCGCAAGGAUGCUGCACUUCGAGGCCUUCCAGUGUUCCUUCGGGACGAGCCCAAAGAACUUUUCAAACAAUGUCUAGAGUCUGAUCGUGAGGAUGAGUCUACCAAAGAAGUGGCUGUGGGCAUACUCUUUGUUGUAGAGGACUGCGUUGCAACAACUUCAUCUGCAGUGGUGCAGAACAUUGCUGUGGUUUUGGAGGAAACCAUUGUCCUGGAGGACGUCCCAGAUCUUCCUUCCGCACUGGCAUAUCUUUUUGGCCUUCUCUAUGCUCUCAACAUCUCCUACCCAAAGGCUCUGAAGUAUACUUUUGAGACAUUUCAACACAUCUUCAUGGAAAUGGGCUCUGACUGCACACAGCGUGUGCGGUCACUGAAAAACAAACUCUUACUUUAAGCCCGUGCAAUUGGCUCUAUGGACAAUUUGUUUCUGUUGUUUUGAACUGAUGUUUGACUACUGUAGUUUUAAGUUGUGUUUUCAACAAUGGAUCAUACCUGUGGUGGUAUGUUUUUGUGUUUGAGCAAAGGUGUUCUCAUGUUUGGCAGUGUUGCCAUAUUCAAAAUGAUCCUGUACAGAUUCUAGUUCUGAUAUUGGUAGCUGUACUUAAGUUCAAGUGUCAUUCAUUAUUCAUCUGUGCUGGUCUUGGUGAAAAGAAUUCUACCUCAUCUCCAAUUUGUAUAGAAUGCACAGUGGACCUUACCCGGACAAAUAAAGCAUGGAGAAAAUGCCA
Molecule: messenger RNA, 3653 nt
Organism: Amphiprion ocellaris (clown anemonefish)
Lineage: Eukaryota; Metazoa; Chordata; Actinopteri; Pomacentridae
Exons: 5
Coding region: 2054-3319 (421 amino acids)
Source: RefSeq, a predicted model, not a curated record